Coffea eugenioides is the source of this 1582-nucleotide messenger RNA. RefSeq names its product probable protein phosphatase 2C 25. Gene Ontology annotation, molecular function: protein serine/threonine phosphatase activity. Gene Ontology annotation, biological process: protein dephosphorylation. The transcript has 4 exons. Lineage: Eukaryota; Viridiplantae; Streptophyta; Magnoliopsida; Gentianales; Rubiaceae. The coding region runs from base 98 to 1237 and encodes 379 amino acids. The record is from RefSeq and is a predicted model, not a curated record.
ACCAAAGCAGCCUACAGCAGAAAACAACAACGACCAAUCAGACCAUACCGCAAAACCACAUCAUAGAUUCGAACGUUGGAAGGAAAACAAAAAGAAUAUGUCUUGCACCGUUGCUCUUUCAAACUCACCCGUUUUCUCCCCAUCCGGUCGGGUUUCAUCUUCUCUAUUCUGCAAAACCUCUUCUGCUGCUGCUCCAUCGGCGGAAACUAUCAAAAACCCAUCAUCAACUUCCCCAUCAUCGCCUUUGCGAAUACUCCGCCUGCAGAAGCCGCACCCGAGUCCAAGCGGGCUAAUUGUGAAUUCUUCGGAUUUUUCGGCUUCCGGUUCGCCUUCGCCCUCGAUUUUGAAGAGGAAGAGGCCCGCGAGGUUGGAUAUCCCUAUAGUUUCAAUGGGUUUUGGGAAUGUUCCGCCAACCCCAUCCGCGGCAGCGGGGCGGGAUACGGAUGUUGUGGAAGUGGAAGGGGAUGGAUACGUGGUGUAUUGUAAGAAGGGGAAGAGAGAAGCCAUGGAGGAUCGUUUCUCAGCUGCAAUCAAUCUUCAAGGAGAUUCCAAACAGGCUUGUUUUGGGAUAUUUGACGGGCAUGGAGGUGCAAAAGCUGCUGAGUUUGCAGCAGAGAACUUGCAAAAGAACAUUAUGGAUGAAAUUGAUAAGCGUGGAGAUGCUGAAAUUGAGGAGGCAGUUAAGAAUGGUUAUUUGAGAACUGAUGAUGAGUUUCUAAAGGAAGAUGUUUGGGGUGGAACAUGCUCGGUGACAGCACUGAUCAGGAAAGGGAAUUUAGUGAUAUCAAAUGCUGGUGAUUGUCGUGCUGUGCUGAGCAGAAAAGGCAUUGCUGAGGCUCUUACUUCUGAUCACCGGCCUUCAAGGGAAGAUGAGAGAGACAGAAUCGAGGCUCUGGGUGGCUAUGUGGAUUGUAAGCAUGGUGUUUGGAGAAUUCAUGGGUCGCUAUCUGUGUCUAGAGGUAUUGGUGAUCAGUACCUUAAACAAUGGGUUAUCGCAGAACCAGAGACGAGAAUCCUCAGUGUAAAACCUGAGUUGGAAUUCUUGAUCCUUGCGUCUGAUGGAUUAUGGGACAAGGUUAGUAAUCAGGAGGCAGUAGACCUUGCCCGCCCUCUGUGCAUUGACAUAGAAAAGCCAGAGCCAUUAUCAGCUUGUAGAAAACUUGUUGACCUUUCCAUUUCACGAGGUUCUGCUGAUGAUAUUAGUGUCAUGCUAAUUCAGUUGGAGCAAUUUCACUGACGAGGACCCCUAUGGUAGAAUGAGAAAUAAUCUAACAAAUUGACCAAUGGAAUUCAUCCUCUGAUUCUUAUUAUUUAUUUCUUGCUGGGGUUGCUGCUGUUUACCGGGUAGUAAUGUUUGCUUAGACUUUAGAGAAUAAAGAAAAUUAAUCUAUGAUGAUGAUAAGAUUUGACGGGAAGAGCCCAAUUUCGAGGCUUUUUUUUAUCCAAUUUUUUUGUUCCGUAUAUUAGACACUGUUAGAACACACUUCACAUGACUGAUGACUUUGAUAUGUACAUGAAAUUUAUUGAGUACAGCUUCAUGUAAAAAUGAUGAAAGAAUCAUGCACGCUGAGUUUGUCUUUUA